AUGAAAGGAUUUUUUUUUACUUGUUAUUUUUUACUUUACCAAUCUGCUUUUUCUUUGGCUGAAGGCAUUUCUUAUGCUUCCUUUGGCUCAGAAGCUACAAAUAACAAAUAUGCCACUUUAGAUGAGCUGGUUGAGCAUUCUACCAAUGAAGAACCAGCUGUUAUAUUUCAAUUCAAUAAUUACGAUUUUAUGCAAAACAUCGCUAAUCUUCACAAUGACAACCAUCGUUUCUUCAAAGGGUUCUUCUCUCAUGGCAUUGGUAGGGUUUACAAGACUGACUCAUCAAUUGAGCUGAAUGAAAAUGAACAAUCAAAUGCUAUCUUUUCUGUUUCUGAUAUCUCAAGCAGUGCGUCUGAACUUUUCUAUAACUAUGAGUUGGAUAACAAGAAAAACAUUUUAAUUAAUUUGAAUAAUGUGGAUUAUGAUUUUUCCUUAUUGGAUGAAUUCAUCGAAUCUGCCUUGCUAUUUGUGAAGGAAUCUUUCGAAAAUUACAACUUAGUUUUACAUAAUGCCAAUUCAUCAUCCCAUAUUUCUAAAGGCACUAUUGCUAAAUCAAUUAAAGAGGCUAUUGAAAACAGAGUUGAUGAAGAUUCUUCCCCAGAAAAUGAUAACAAGAAGAAACAUGACACUGAUGAAGAUAUAUUGAGUGAAUUCUGGACGGAAGGUCUUUUGAUGUGUCUAAUGGUUUCUGGUUUAUUGCUUUUCGUCUUGGUCAUUGCUCUUCAAUGGAUUUCCAGCUUAGAGAUCAGUUAUGGUGCUUUAGAAAGAAAAGUUGAUGACUUGAAAAAGACUAAUUAA
Messenger RNA from Henningerozyma blattae CBS 6284, 798 nucleotides. It is a transcript of the gene VOA1, whose product is annotated as Voa1p. The coding region runs from base 1 to 798 and encodes 265 amino acids. The record is from RefSeq and is a predicted model, not a curated record. Lineage: Eukaryota; Fungi; Ascomycota; Saccharomycetes; Saccharomycetales; Saccharomycetaceae. The transcript has a single exon.